UCAGUCAGACAGAUCCUUUGAACCUCUAUCUUUUCAAAUCUAGGAGAGAGCCCCUCAGUUUCUGCAGAAACUACCUAAAAAAUGCCACAUUUCUGCCUCGUGGUCCUUCAGUUUCAGUUAGGGAUCCUCCGUCCCCAAAACCCACUAUCCCUUGUCUCCAAUGCACUCUCAAUCAUACGAUGCGGUGGGAAUCUCAAAGUACGUAAAUCUUGAGUACAAUGCGAUCGUGCAACUGAGAGUGUAUUGGGGACAUUGGAAAAGAAUUUUUGGUACAGAAAAUUGCUUACCUUCAGUUUUGUGUUUUAUGUACUGUUAAUAAACAAAUAAAACCAGAGAGAGAGGAAACAUCGUGUAAGCUUCAUCGUCAUGCUAGGCUUUUUACACAGAUUUUUAUAAAUGGCGUUGACAAAAGAUAAUGGGUGGUCUCUAGACAAAAUUAUUCUACCUAUAUUAUUGUAUUCUUUUCUCCAACUACUUGUACAGCUUUUUGAGCAACCAACUUCACAAUAACUAAGACAGCCAACUUAAUUCUAUUAUUCUAUCCAUCUUAUGAAUUCUAGCUUGCCUAUUUAAGUGUCCCCUCAUGAACUCUCAGAUGCAUGCCAGCACUUUCUUCUCUUCAUUCUCUUCUCUUAAUUCUUCCCUCAACUCAAGAUCUUCUCUUGCUUUCCCUCUAUUCAUUAAAAGUAAAUAUGGGGCCAGUUGCUUUGUGCAUUGUAGCUUUGGUUAUCAUAAGCAUCACCCGCUGGGUUUACAGGUGGAGGAAUCCUAGAUGCAAUGGAGAACUCCCGCCAGGUUCAAUGGGUUUGCCAUUCCUCGGCGAGACUCUUCAGUUCUUCACCCCCAACCGUUCAUCCGACAUUCCUCCUUUCAUCAAAAAGCGGAUGGAAAGAUAUGGUCCAAUAUUCCGAACAAGUUUGGUGGGACGGCCAGUUAUUAUAUCGACAGACCCGGAACUUAGUCAUUUUAUCUUUCAAAAAGAGGGGCAAUUAUUCCAGAGUUGGUACCCAGAUACCUUCACAGAGAUCUUUGGACGACAAAAUGUGGGUUCCCUACAUGGGUUCAUGUACAAGUACCUCAAGAAUAUGGUGCUAAAUUUAUUUGGUCCUGAGAGCCUUAAAAAGAUGCUCCCGGAAGUUGAACAGGCAGCAUGUAGAAACUUGAACAGGUGGUCGGGUAAGGAGUCUGUUGAAUUAAAGGACUCUACUGCAAGUAUGAUAUUUGAUCUGACUGCAAAGAAACUGAUUAGUUACGAUCCAGAAAAGUCAUCUGAGAAUCUGAGAGAGAAUUUUGUUGCUUUCAUACAAGGAUUAAUUUCCUUCCCUAUGAAUAUUCCUGGAACUGCAUACCACAAGUGUUUACAGGGAAGGAAGAAGGCAAUGAGGAUGUUGAAGAACAUGUUACAGGAAAGACGGCCAAAGCCUAGGGAGCAGCAAAGUGAUUUCUUUGAUUACGUCCUUGAAGAACUUGGGAAAGACGAUACACUCCUCACAGAGGCUAUCGCUCUGGAUUUAAUGUUUGUGCUACUGUUUGCUAGCUUUGAGACGACUUCCCUGGCUCUAACUAUGGCCACCAAAUUUCUUCUGGACCAUCCUUUGGUGCUCAGGGAAUUAACGGAAGAACAUGAGGCAAUUUUAAGAAGACGGGAAGAUCCAAAUUCUGGACUUACAUGGAAAGAAUAUAAAUCAAUGACAUUUACGUUCCAGUUCAUCAAUGAAACAGUCAGGAUGGCAAAUAUAGUUCCAGUAAUUUUCAGAAAAGCAUUACAAGAAAUCAAUUUUAAGGGCUAUACCAUUCCAGCUGGUUGGGCGGUUGUGGUCUGUCCUCCAGCUAUACACUUGAACCCUGCCAAAUAUGAAGAUCCCCUUCAAUUCAAUCCAGGGAGAUGGGAGGGAAUGGAAUUGAAUGGUGCAUCCAAACAUUUCAUGGCUUUUGGGGGUGGCAUGAGAUUUUGUGUUGGAACGGACUUCACCAAAGUGCAAAUGGCUGUCUUUCUCCACUGCUUGGUUACGAAGUACAGGUGGCAAGCGAUCAAAGGAGGAGAGAUUGUUCGAACUCCUGGUCUACAAUUUCCAAAGGGUUUUCAUGUUCAGUUCACUGAGAAAAAUGAAUUGAAACAAGAGCCAACAAAUAAUGCUAUUUAAUCAAAAACAGUUAGUGCACAAAGAAUUCAUUUCUACGGCUAGAGGCAUAACAUCAGCUAUGGAAGAGAUUAUUAUCAAGAAAACAUUCAAACAGUGGAUAAAUGGGGGAAGCAAUUAAAGUGGUCUCUCCACAAACUAAGAAUAAGCUGAAGAAAUACAGUUCAUGAGGAUCACAUUAAAAAAAAACAAAGCUUUUAAGCUUUUUUGUUUAUUAUAUUUAAACACUAAUAUGUGAAAGGCAUGAAAAAAAGUUUGUACAAGUCUCAUACAGAACACAAUCAUCAAUAUAAGAAAGUACCUGUAAUAAUGAGCAUAAAUGUUUUUGCAUUACCUUUUUG
Camellia sinensis is the source of this 2482-nucleotide messenger RNA. RefSeq names its product cytochrome P450, family 87, subfamily A, polypeptide 2 (gene CYP87A2). The record is from RefSeq and is a predicted model, not a curated record. Lineage: Eukaryota; Viridiplantae; Streptophyta; Magnoliopsida; Ericales; Theaceae. Gene Ontology annotation, biological process: multicellular organism development; brassinosteroid biosynthetic process; brassinosteroid homeostasis. Gene Ontology annotation, molecular function: monooxygenase activity; heme binding; oxidoreductase activity, acting on paired donors, with incorporation or reduction of molecular oxygen.